CUUUGCUGUACAGAACUAUUUAAUAUAAAGAUGCUGUGACACGAUUGCCUGUCCUUUCUCGACAGUGGUGUUCAGCUAUGCGGAGAAACAAUGAGACAAUCACCACAGACUUCACUCUCCUCGGACUCUGGCCUGAGUCCCACCACCUCCUUAUACUCAUCUGCCUCAUUCUUCUGGUUUACUUUCUGGCAGUGCUGGGCAACGCUGUUCUUAUCCUCCUCAUCUGGCUGGAUUCACGCCUCCACACCCCCAUGUAUUUCCUGCUCAGCCAGCUGUCCUUCAUGGACUUCACUUUGAUCUCAACUACUGUCCCCAAAAUGGCCACUAACUUCUUCUCAGGCAGGAGAACCAUAUCACAUGUUGGCUGUGGAACCCAAAUCUUUAUUAGUCUAACUCUGGGAAUUGCUGAGUGUCUCCUGCUGACUUUCAUGUCCUAUGACCGCUACAUCGCAGUGUGUAACCCCCUGAGGUACUCAGGCAUCAUGAGCCCCUCUGUCUGCACACAGAUGGUCAUAGUGUCCUGGGCAGGAGGAGCAGUCACCUCCCUGGCUCAUACGGCGUAUGCCAUGCACUUCUCCAUCUGCCGCCCCAGAGUGAUCCCACACUUCCUGUGUGAGGUUAUGGCUCUGUUAAAGCUCACAUGUGAGGACAUCUCUGCAUAUGUGAGGUCAGUGGUAGUGUCCAGCUUUCUGGUGGUUCUCAUUCCCCUGAGUCUCAUUCUGGCCUCCUACACACUCAUCUUCUUUGCUGUCCUCCGCACAUGCUCUGUUGAGGGCAGGAGCAAGGCUCUGGCCACGUGCUCCUCGCACCUUUGUGUGGUUGCCCUCUACUUUGGCCCCGCCAUCUUGGUUUACAUGAGGCCUGGAUCCUCAAAGACUCCUACAUUAAACCAGUCUCUCUUUAUGUUUAAUGCCAUCCUUACCCCUAUGCUCAAUCCUCUCAUUUACAGCCUCAGAAACAAGGAGGUCACCGCAGCUUUAAAGAAUACAGUCACCAGCAGAUGCCCCCACAAAACAUGA
Messenger RNA from Cavia porcellus (domestic guinea pig), 1019 nucleotides. RefSeq names its product olfactory receptor 2AJ1-like. Gene Ontology annotation, biological process: detection of chemical stimulus involved in sensory perception of smell; G protein-coupled receptor signaling pathway. Gene Ontology annotation, cellular component: plasma membrane. Lineage: Eukaryota; Metazoa; Chordata; Mammalia; Rodentia; Caviidae. The transcript has a single exon. Gene Ontology annotation, molecular function: G protein-coupled receptor activity; olfactory receptor activity. The record is from RefSeq and is a predicted model, not a curated record. Bases 78 to 1019 code for a protein of 313 amino acids.